AUGAUUGUUUCAGUUCUAUCAUCACGGGCUUCAUCUCUAUACACAGAUGUGCAUGAUGGAAAGGGUGUGCUAAUGAUUAUUGCUGAUGCAAUUAAUUGUGGGAAGCCUGUUCCUGAAAGCAUAAUCUUCGGCUUGCUGUCAAAAAGACUUGAAGAUGGACAUUACAGAGGUGAAAAUGGAUUUAUUUUGGAUGGAAUUCCUCGGACACGCCUCCAGGCUGAGAUCCUUGACGAACUGGUUGAUAUUGACCUAGUUGUGAAUUUUAAAUGCUCUGAGGACCAUUUUCAGAUAGUUGGUUCUCCUGCUGAUUCAACUGCACUUUGUGGCAGAAGCAAAUCCAGUUUUUCGGGUCUUAACAGGACCAAUGAAAAUUCCGAGUUUAUGGUCAAUGCAUUCUACAGAGAGCAAAUGCAAUUUCUUGAGGCCUACUAUCAGAACCAGAAUAAGCUCAUUGACUUUCAAGUGGGGGAUGCACCAGGAGAUAACUGGAAAGGACUGCUAGCUGCUCUACAUAGCCAGCAUAUAAAUGCAGUUCAUUCUUCGCAGACAUUGACAACGAGUUUCAGGAGACCUUGA
Amaranthus tricolor (Joseph's coat) is the source of this 576-nucleotide messenger RNA. Its product is annotated as probable adenylate kinase 7, mitochondrial. The transcript is spliced from 4 exons. Lineage: Eukaryota; Viridiplantae; Streptophyta; Magnoliopsida; Caryophyllales; Amaranthaceae. Gene Ontology annotation, molecular function: ATP binding; AMP kinase activity. Bases 1 to 576 code for a protein of 191 amino acids. Gene Ontology annotation, biological process: nucleobase-containing compound metabolic process. The record is from RefSeq and is a predicted model, not a curated record. Gene Ontology annotation, cellular component: mitochondrion; cytoplasm.